This is a messenger RNA of Salpingoeca rosetta, 1199 nucleotides long. RefSeq lists its product as uncharacterized. NCBI's taxonomy places the organism in Eukaryota, Choanoflagellata, Craspedida, Salpingoecidae. Gene Ontology annotation, cellular component: cytoplasm. Gene Ontology annotation, molecular function: ATP binding; kinase activity. The transcript is spliced from 8 exons. The coding region runs from base 78 to 875 and encodes 265 amino acids. The record is from RefSeq and is a predicted model, not a curated record.
UGGCCCAACGAGCAACGCGCACGACAAGGUCGGAGCCUGCUGUUACGCCAGCCACCCAACAAGCCGACCCAAAGAUCAUGUACUCCUCUUGGAACAAGCGCCCCCAGCGCAAGCCCGUGGAUGUGUCGCGGCCCUUGAUCCUCGGCGUUGUCGGCGGAUCGUGCUCCGGCAAGACGCGGUUCUGCAAAGACAUCCAGGACUAUCUGGAGAACAAGUACUCGGUGGCCAUCCUGUCGCAGAACCAGUUUUACAGGCCCGAGAUCGCCCACGAGCACACCGAUCACACGCUCCCAAACUACGACCACCCAGAUGCCUUUGACUACGAGCGCAUGGGCACGGUGCUGCGGGCGCUCAAGGCUGGCGAAUCUAUCCAGAUCCGCAAGUCGGACGUUGCCCCCGUCAGGCCAGAGCCGUCUGAGGAGAGCGUGACCAUUCCUGGCAAUGUGGACGUGGUGAUUGUCAAAGGCAUCCUCACCUGGUUUAAGGAGGAGGAUCUCUUUGACAUCAAGGUCUUCAUCUCCCUCGACCCAGACCUCCGCCUCAGCGAACGCGUGCUCCGCGACCGCAACCAGGGCCGCCGGCUGGACGACAUUCUCGACUACUACUUUGCAUGCGCAAAGCUCGCAUACGAGAAAUACACAGAGCCCCUGAGCGCCAGCGCCAACAUGAUCAUCCCACGCGGCAGCGAGAACCGAGUGGGCGUGGAGAUUGUUGCGUCGUACAUUGCAGAGAGCCUGCAGACACAGGAGGAGAGGGCGCGAAAUGGAGCAGUGGAAGACAAGAAGACCAAAGCCGCCACACCAGCAACAACGCCAUCACCUUCCUCCUCGUCAGCAACAACGGCAGCCCCAGCCAUCAUUGACGCAAAGGCGUGACAAGACAUGACGUGUUGUUGAGUGUUUGUUUGUGAGUGUGUUUGUAUUUGUGAGUGAGUGUGAGUGCGAUGUUUGUGUGCGUGUGUGUGUGCGUGUGUGUGUUGUUUGUGGAUGUGACGUGUUCGGGUCUCUCCUACAUUGCGCACUCCACGACGUGCCUGUCUCAGCCACCACCAGAAGCACGCACCGUCCAUGUGUUUGUUUGUGCGUCAGUUUUUUUUUAUCUUCCUUGUUGUGUUGCAUCCAACCCGGUACCUCCAUGUUUCAUUCAUGACGAAACUUUCAUGAAUUUUCGUCAUGUCACAUAAAUGACAAUUUUCUGCA